GCGGGGGCCGGGCCUCGCGCCCCCUUCCCUCCUCCCCUGCCCCCUCCUCCGCGUCCCGACCGGUGGGGGGCGGGGCCGUGCGCCUGCGCGGAGCGGACAGUCUGGCGGGGCCGCAGCCGCGGGGUGGCGGGCAGUUGCCGUGGGGACCGCGGGCCCCUCCCUCCUCCGGUCCUCUGCCCCUGGCGUUCCCUUCCGAGGCGCGGCCGACGACCCGGCUUCCCUGCCGCCGGCCCGGCGGAGCUGCAGACGGUGCCCCGCGAGAGGCGGAGCCGCUCCCAAGAUGUCGCAGACGGCCAUGUCCGAGACCUACGAUUUUUUGUUUAAAUUCUUGGUUAUUGGGAACGCAGGAACCGGCAAGUCUUGCUUGCUUCAUCAGUUUAUUGAAAAAAAAUUCAAAGAUGACUCAAAUCACACAAUAGGAGUGGAAUUUGGCUCAAAGAUAAUAAAUGUUGGUGGUAAAUAUGUAAAGUUACAGAUAUGGGACACAGCAGGCCAAGAACGAUUCAGGUCUGUGACGAGAAGCUACUACAGGGGCGCGGCAGGGGCGCUGCUCGUCUAUGACAUCACCAGCCGAGAAACCUACAAUGCGCUUACUAAUUGGUUAACAGAUGCCAGGAUGCUGGCGAGUCAGAACAUCGUCAUCAUUCUCUGCGGGAACAAGAAGGACCUGGACGCCGAUCGGGAGGUCACCUUCCUGGAAGCCUCCCGCUUUGCUCAGGAAAAUGAGCUGAUGUUUCUGGAAACGAGCGCACUAACCGGGGAGAACGUGGAAGAGGCCUUUGUACAGUGUGCGAGAAAAAUACUUAACAAAAUUGAAUCAGGUGAGCUGGACCCAGAAAGAAUGGGCUCAGGCAUUCAGUAUGGAGAUGCUGCCUUGAGACAGCUGCGGUCUCCGCGCCGCGCACAGGCCCCGAGCGCGCAGGAGUGUGGCUGCUGAAGCAGCGCGGGCGCACAGGUGUUCAUACAGUGGUAUUUGGGACACAAUUGUUGGAGCUUGAAGAAGUUUUUUUUUUUUUUUAACCACCAUCUUUUUCUACUUUAUAUGGAAGUAGAUCUUUGUGCAAAAAAAAUAACUUGGGUUGUUAUGCAAGCUCGUAGAUGUGGCACAGCAAACAUAUAUAAUAAAUCCAAUUUAGUGGACAAGACCAUUAAAUGUAUACAUGUAUGUAAAAAUGUUCUGUUCCGUUUUCGCCCUUUGACCCUGGUUUGAAUCCUGGCUGUGUACUGUAUAUAUGCUAGUCCAGUACGUCUCCACAGCAUGGUAUCUGAUGUAUCGUAUGAUUGAUAGAGCGUUGCACUAAAUGCAGUCUAAUACUUUAUUUUUUUUUUAAUCGUCUGAACUAAAAUCUGUUCAUUGUGAGGUGUGCUUUGAUCAUUGUGUCGGUUAUAUUGCACAGUUGGUUAUGUUUAUGACCUGAUAUUCAGAGACUCUGGCAUCGAUCGCCGAUGCAGUGCUUAGUUAAUUCCAUUUACCACAGUCCACAAGGUGUUAUGUGAGCCACACUCGAAAUACUAGAUCGGUAGUUACUCACAUACCAAAAUAAAAUGAAAAAUGGAGUUUUUCCAUGAACUUGACACUGUCCGGCACCCUGUUGACUCUAAAGCAUCUUCAUCAGAUCGGUUCAGGAAGUAGAGCUGAGCACCUGCUCUGUCUCAGGCGCUGUGAUCAGUGCUGAAGAUGCUGGUGCCUUGAACCAAACUUCCUAGGCAACCGACCUACUCUCAGCAUCUGCUCAGCGCAACAGAUGAACCACGUACCAGGGGCUGCUCACCUGGUCCCAGUUCGCUGAACCACCUGUCUUCCUGUUAGAAAACACAUCGUUUGCUACUGUGCUUUUUCUGGGAUUCAGUAUUAGAGCAUCACUGCCUCCUUUUUAGUCUUUUAUUAUUUUGUGUUCAUUUUAAGGCAACCCGCUAAAUCAAGUUAAUUUUAAAGGGACACCACUAAGAAGUUUCUGUACAGCUCUUGCCUUAUGACAGUUACCGAGUUAACAUGUUUUUAAUUCACAUGAGUUAUAUUGAAGUCUAAUAUAUAUUGUAUUACAAAGACUUGUUCUACUAUUUUAAAAUGUUUAUGCAAAAAAUAUAUAAUAGAACUUUUCUUUAAAGUUUAAAAUACAGCACUAUUUAAAGCUGAAAGGUUUAAAAGCAUUCUUCACCUUAUAUGUGUUCUUCCACUGUGACUUUUAGCUGCAAACUGGUAAAUUUCAUUACCUUUAAGUUGGAAGCUGCCUACUGCUUUUGUUGUUUUGUUUUAACCAACAGAGCACAGCAGCACUACAAACUCUGGGAAGUGACUUGGAUAAAAAUAUCAGGAUAUAGCUGUUUUCGGUACUUUAAUUUUGCUUCUUUUAUGUCUUGAAUAUUUGAUUUUGAAAAGUCAGAAUAUGAAGCAAAUUCUCAGACUGAACUGCUUCUUGGACCUCGCUAGAAGAAUGUUUCAUUCAGUAUCUCAUUUACAGUGGGUUUGCAAGCUGCUCGUUUUUGAACAGCUUUUUGCAUGGGGUAGGAGCAUGUCUGUUUGACCACAUCAGUUUAUUCGAAAGCAAAAAUUUUUUUUAAAUAAGAUAAAUGUUAAGUUGAUUUAUAAGUGAGCCUGUUAAUGAAACCCCAGGUACUGCGUAUAAUUCCACAUCCCUUGACCAAUAAAAGUUGCUGGAGAACCAAA
This is a messenger RNA of Balaenoptera musculus (blue whale), 2668 nucleotides long. RefSeq names its product RAB4A, member RAS oncogene family (gene RAB4A). Gene Ontology annotation, cellular component: postsynaptic recycling endosome. Lineage: Eukaryota; Metazoa; Chordata; Mammalia; Artiodactyla; Balaenopteridae. Gene Ontology annotation, biological process: regulation of endocytosis; Rab protein signal transduction. Bases 281 to 937 code for a protein of 218 amino acids. The record is from RefSeq and is a predicted model, not a curated record. Gene Ontology annotation, molecular function: GTPase activity; GTP binding. The transcript is spliced from 8 exons.